Molecule: messenger RNA, 1509 nt
Organism: Diplodia corticola
Lineage: Eukaryota; Fungi; Ascomycota; Dothideomycetes; Botryosphaeriales; Botryosphaeriaceae
Product: folylpolyglutamate synthase
Exons: 3
Coding region: 1-1509 (502 amino acids)
Biological process (GO): tetrahydrofolylpolyglutamate biosynthetic process
Cellular component (GO): mitochondrion; cytosol; cytoplasm
Molecular function (GO): tetrahydrofolylpolyglutamate synthase activity; ATP binding
Source: RefSeq, a predicted model, not a curated record
AUGGCGCGCGACUACAACGCCGCCGUCACGGCGCUCAACACGCUGCAAAGCAACUUCUCCAUCGUCGACGCCAUUCGCAAGUCUGGCAAGGGCAUGAACAAGAAUGCCAUCCCCGAGAUGAUUGAAUGGUUCCGCAAAGCCGGCUACGAGCCCUCCGAUUUCGACCAAUUGAAACCCAUUCACAUCGCCGGCACCAAGGGUAAAGGCUCGACGAGCGCUUUCGUCUCCUCCAUCCUCGCGCAAUACCGCUCCACGUCCUCCACCGCGCCCCGGAAGGUCGGCCUCUAUACAUCCCCGCACCUGAAGUCGGUGCGGGAGCGCAUCCAGAUCAACAACACGCCGCUGAGUGAAGACGACUUCGCGCGGUACUUUUUUGAAAUCUGGGACCGUCUGGAGGCGGCCGCCGUCGCCUCGGGUCAAGAUCCGCACGCCCCGGGCACGAAGCCCGUCUACUUCCGCUUCCUGACCAUCAUGGCGCUGCAUGCCUACCUGCGCGAGGGCGUCGACGCCGCCGUCAUCGAGUGUGGCAUUGGCGGCGAGCACGACAGCACCAACGUCAUCGUCCACCCAACCGUCGCCGCCGUCACCAGCCUCGGCAUCGACCACGUCGCCAUGUUGGGCUCCACUCUGCCCGAGAUCGCCUGGCACAAGGCCGGCAUCUUCAAGCCCGGCGCCGCCGCCCUCUCCGUGCCACAAAGCCCCGAGGCGAUGGACGUCUUGCGCCAGCGCGCUGCCGAGAAGGGCGUAGGGGACGGAUUGGUCGAAGUCGCGCGUCACCCGGACGUCGACGCCAUCAAGCUCGGCCUGGCCGCCGACUUCCAAAAGACCAACGCCAGCCUCGCCGUCGCCAUCGCCGCAAGCCACCUCCGCGCGCUGGGCGACACGAGCAUUCCUGCCGCCAAGGACAUCAACGGCUGGACGCUGCCAGCCGAGUUCCGCCGCGGCCUGGAGCAGGUGCGCUGGCCGGGCCGGUGUGAAAUCCGGCACGAGGCGGGCGUGGCAUGGCACAUUGAUGGCGCGCACACGCUGGAUAGUAUCGAGGUCGCCGGCCGCUGGUUCGCCGAGGAGCUUGCGUCCUCUUCCUCCUCCGACCAACAACAACAGCCCCGCAUCCUCAUCUUCAACCAGCAGACCCGAGACGCGGACUCGCUCGCGCGCGCCUUGCACUCUGCGCUGUCAUCUGGCCUAGCGUCGGUGGCCCAGCACCCCUUCACCCACGCCAUCUUCACCACAAACCUGACUUUCCGUGACACGGGCUACAAGCCGGACCUCGUCAGCGUGAAUGCCAACGCCGACGACGUUGAGAAGUUGGCCGUGCAGGACGCGCUGGCGAAGACGUGGGCAGAGAUUGAUCCGCAGACGGAAGUCAGGGUGGUGAAGACGAUCGAGGAGGCGGUUGAGUAUGCGCGCGACGUCGCUCAGGGCGCGCCGGAUGAGGUCAAGGUGUUGAUUACGGGGAGCUUGCAUUUGGUUGGUGGGGCCUUGGAGGUACUUGAUAGCGGCAAAUAA